This is a messenger RNA of Acanthosepion pharaonis, 1461 nucleotides long. NCBI's taxonomy places the organism in Eukaryota, Metazoa, Mollusca, Cephalopoda, Sepiida, Sepiidae. The record is from the annotation of a GenBank genome assembly.
AUGAAUUUUAUAUGUUCAUUCUUUCUUUUCGUAAAUUUUUUCUAUAUAUUUCGUAUUUUCUUUCGUUCUUUCUUUCAUAUAUUUCUCUAUAAAACCUAUAUUCCUUUCUUUGUUUUUCUUUCUUUUUUCUUUCUUUCUUUCCUUUCAAAUAUUUCUCCAAAUAUAUUCUUUCUUUACAUAUAUCGUCCCCAUGAAUCUUAUAUAUUAUUUAAAUAUUUUUCUAUUUUCUUUCGUAGAUUAUACAUACAUUGCUAUAAUUUUUACUUCAUUCCUUACAUUUUUUCUAUCUUUAUUUCUUAUGUAAUAUAUCUAUCCUCUUUUUUCUUUGUUGUUUUCUUUCUUUCUUUCUUUCUUUCAUACGCUCUUUUUUCUUUCAUUCGCUCUUUCUUUCUUUCAUUUGCUCUUUUUUCUUUCAUUCGUUUUUUCUUUCUUUUAUUUGCUCUUUUUUUUUUUUUCAUUUUUUUUUUUUCUUUUUCUUUCAUUUGCUCUUUUUUCUUUCAUUCGCUCUUUCUUUCUUUCAUUUGCUCCUUUUUCUUUUAUUCCCUCUUUCUUUCUUUCAUUUGCUCUUUUUUCUUUCAUUCGCUCUUUCUUUCUUUCAUUUGCUCUUUUUCUUUUUUAUUCCUAAUUUCUUUCUUUUCAUUUUCUUUUUUCUUUUUUCUUUCAUUUGCCCGUUUUUUUCUUUUUUUUUUCAUUUGCUCUUUUUUCUUUCAUUCGCUCUUUCUUUCUUUCAUUUGCUCCUUUUUCUUUUAUUCCCUCUUUCUUUCUUUCAUUUGCUCUUUUUUCUUUCAUUCGUUUUUUCUUUCUUUCAUUUGCUCUUUUUUCUUUCAUUCGCUCUUUCUUUCUUUCAUUUGCUCCUUUUUCUUUUAUUCCCUCUUUCUUUCUUUCAUUUGCUCUUUUUUCUUUCAUUCCUUUUUUUUCUUUCAUUUCAUUUUUUUUUUUAAAUUGGAUCUUUUUUCUUUCAUUUGCUCUUUUUCUUUCAUUCGCUUUCUUUUGCUCCUUUUUUCUUUUAUUCCCUUUUCUUUCUUUCAUUUUUCUCCUUUUUCUUUUAUUUGCUCUUUUUUCUUUCAUUUGCUCUUUUUUUCUUUCAUUCGUUUUUCUCUUUUUUUUGCUCUUUUUCAUUUCUUACUUUUCUUUCAUUUGCUCUUUUUUCUUUUUAUUCCCUCUUUCUUUUCUUUUUGCUCUUUUUUUUUCAUUUGCUCUUUUUCUUUCAUUCGCUCUUUCUUUUUCUUUCUUUUCAUUUUUCUUUCUUUUUUUUUUCUUUUCAUUUGCUCUUUUUUUUUCAUUUUUUCUUUUCUUUCUUUCAUUUGCUCUUUUUUCUUUCAUUCGCUCUUUCUUUCUUUCAUACGCUCUUUUUUUCUUCCUCAUUUAUUUGUUGAUUUCAUCUUCGUUACUUACACUGCGUACAUAUUUUUAUUUCUCUUUUCCGUCUUUAGUUUCCAUACAUUAUCAUUGUUUUUUUAA